Messenger RNA from Electrophorus electricus (electric eel), 2352 nucleotides. RefSeq names its product WD repeat domain 70 (gene wdr70). Gene Ontology annotation, cellular component: site of double-strand break; nucleus. Gene Ontology annotation, molecular function: protein binding. The record is from RefSeq and is a predicted model, not a curated record. NCBI's taxonomy places the organism in Eukaryota, Metazoa, Chordata, Actinopteri, Gymnotiformes, Gymnotidae.
CGAUGUGACCUGGAAGUGAUUUCCAAUGUUGCAAAUCCAAAAACAUGGCAGCCCACGGAAACAAUGAAAAGACGGGCGAAGGAGAUCUGUCCUCAGUUAUGGGAUUCUCUGGUUUUGGAAAAAAGGCUCGAACCUUCGAUUUGGAAGCCAUUUUUGAGCAGACUCGGAGGACGGCCAUUGAAAGGAGUCAGCGAGUUUUAGAGGAUCGGCAACAGCAGCAGGUACAGAGAGAGCCCGUUCCCGACGCUGGCCCCAGGACGUCCGGGUCCAGCCAGAGGGAGAAACCGUCUGCCUCCACUUCCAGCAGGCAGCAGGAGAGCAGCGACUCCGAACCCAUUGGCCCCCCCGUGCCCCCUGCUUUCACAGCUCAGCCUGACGAGGAUGAUGAGGCGAUAGGACCUCCACCCCCACCAGGAUACAGCGGCAGCACGGCCGACGAUGACGAUGACGACGAUGACGACAGUCGCAAUGUCGAGGAGGAAGAUGAUGACGAUGAUGACCCGGUGAGGAAGAUCCCAGACACGCAUGAAAUCACACUUCAGCAUGGUGCGAAGACGGUGUCCGCACUGGGCCUCGACCCGUCAGGCGCUCGGCUGGUCACAGGCGGCUACGACUACGACGUGAAGUUCUGGGAUUUCGCUGGCAUGGACGCAGCCUUGCAGGCAUUCCGCUCCCUGCAGCCGUGCGAAUGUCACCAGAUCAGGUCCCUGCAGUACAGCAUCACCGGAGACGUGAUCCUGGUCGUCGCCGGCAACGCCCAGGCCAAAGUCCUGGACCGGGAUGGCUUUCAAGUUCUGGAGUGCAUCAAAGGGGACCAGUACAUCGUGGACAUGGCCAACACUAAGGGCCACACGGCCAUGCUGAACAGUGGCUGCUGGCACCCCAAGAUCAAAGAAGAGUUCCUCACCUGCUCCAACGACGGAACUGUGCGGACCUGGGACCUGAACAACGAGAAGAAACACAAGUCUGUGUUCAAGCCCCGAUCUCUUCAGGGAAAGAAGGUCACACCCACCUGCUGCACCUACAGCCGGGAUGGCAAGCUCAUCGCUGCCGGCUGCCAGGACGGCACCAUCCAGAUCUGGGACAGGAACCUGAGCGUCCACACCAAGUUCCACUGUCGCCAGGCCCACGCGCCCGGCUGUGACACCUCCUGCCUUGUGUUCUCCUACGACGGAACGACGCUGGCCUCCCGGGGAGGCGACGACACACUGAAGACGUGGGACAUUCGCAGCUUCCGGAAGCCCAUCAAUGUGGCCACGGGCCUGACCUCAUACUUCCCGAUGACAGACUGCUGCUUCAGCCCUGACGACAAGCUCCUGGUGACCGGCACGUCGGUGAAGCGGGACGAGGGCCACGGCACGCUGGUCUUUCUGGAGAGACAGACCUUCAGGAAGGUCUACGAGAUCGAGGUGGCCAGUGCUAGUGUGGUUCGGUGUCUCUGGCAUCCAAAGCUGAACCAGAUCAUGGUUGGCACGGCGAAUGGCCUGGCCAAGGUCUACUACGACCCAGUCCGGAGUCAGCGGGGCGCCAAGCUGUGCGUGGUGAAGAGUCAGAGGAAGCAGAAGCAAGCCGAGACGCUGACGCAGGACUACAUCAUCACGCCCCAUGCAUUGCCGAUGUUCCGUGAGGCCAGACAGCGCAGCACCAGGAAGCAGUUGGAGAAGGACCGGCUCGACCCAACAAAGUCCCACAAGCCCGAGCCACCUGUGUCUGGCCCAGGCAGAGGAGGUCGCGUGGCUGCGCACGGCGGCACCCUGUCGUCCUACAUCGUGAAGAACAUCGCCUUGGACAAGACUGACGACAGCAACCCGCGUGAGGCCAUCCUGCGGCACGCCAAAGAUGCGGCAGAGAACCCGUUCUGGGUCGCUCCGGCCUACAAGCGGACACAGCCAAAUCCUGUUUUUGCCGAUGAAGAAUCCGAGGACGAAGAGGCCGACAAGGAGCCACAGUGGAAGAAAAGAAAAAUCUGACGAGGGGAGGACCUCUUCUGCCCCCCCCCCCCCCCUCUCUCUCUCUCUUUCUCUCUCUCUCUCUCUCUCUCUCUCUCUCUGUGCUUGGAAUAUUCAAAGUGGAAUCUGAUGGAGUUACUACCACUUAUGACCUUCAACAAGCAUGCUUGAGAUUUUUCUCUUUGUUUGCGUGUGUGUGAGUGAGUGAGUGAGUGAGGGAGAGGAGACUGUCAGCAGAGACCAUUUGUAAUUACUUUCCAUAAUUGGCUGAUGUCCAUGUUGAACAGCUAAUUCUCUGGAUAGUGUAGUAGCUUGGAUUUGACAGAUAUUCUUGUCCAGUUGUGUGUUUUCUGGCAUGUUUCAAAAUAAACAGCCACCAUGUGUGGUCAGCUUUGUCAUACAA